AGUACGAAAGAGAAAGAGGGUAAAUUGUUGGAUGGUCAUGGAAAGGCUGAACUCAAAUCUGUACCUCCAGAACUGUUACAUAAUGAAAGAGAACGAGAGGCUGAGGAAGAAAGCACAGGUUCUGAACCAAGAGAAUCAAGCCCUUUUGUGUGAGCUCAAACAGAAACUCUCCAAGGCCAAUAACUCCGAGGCCAAAAAAUCAGCAACCAAUAUACCUGAUCUCAACAUGAGCUCCACUUCUAACCCCAAUGCCCCUAGUUCUAGCCAACCCUGAUCCACCAGCAAGAGUAGACAUCAUGA
This is a messenger RNA of Hibiscus syriacus, 300 nucleotides long. Its product is annotated as protein LITTLE ZIPPER 4-like. NCBI's taxonomy places the organism in Eukaryota, Viridiplantae, Streptophyta, Magnoliopsida, Malvales, Malvaceae. The record is from RefSeq and is a predicted model, not a curated record. The transcript has a single exon. Bases 32 to 274 code for a protein of 80 amino acids.